UUUUGAGUCUUUCAUUCUCAAUCAAAGAGUCAAAAGAGCAGCUUCUCAACUCAGCUAAACACUAGGGUUUCAAAAAAAAAUUGUUCAUCAAAAAAGAAGAUUUUGUUUAGCUGUUGUUCAGAUCGGUUUUGAUAAACAUCUGUUGGGUUUUGCAGCCUCAAUGUGUUGUCGAGCUUCGGAUUUUGCUUAUGGUGAGCCACAUGUGAGGAUGGAUGCUCUCCCUUUGGUUUGGGGCGAUGUUUGUGAAAACAUAGCAUCGUGUUUUCCAUCAGGCUCUUCUUUUUUAACAGAUUAAGUGACUGGGAGUAUUAUGCCGAAGAGAUAGUUCUAUAUUCUUAUAGAAACUAAACAUGCCUAAGGAGAGAAGAGAUAGAUCUGUUUCUUUUGAUAGGAGCAGAGCUUCUCCUUACUCUUGUAGUUCAAGUCACUCAAGGCAAUCGUCGUCCAAAAACCCUUUGGAAAACGAGGAAAAUGUGAAAGACUGGGAAGAUGCUCGAUGCCCAGUGUGUAUGGAACAUCCUCAUAAUGCUAUUCUCCUUUUGUGCUCCUCUCAUGAGAAGGGCUGCCGUCCUUUUAUGUGUGACACAAGUUAUAGGCAUUCAAAUUGUUUUGAUCAGUUCAAAAAGUCAUUUGAAGAAGCUUCAGCAUCAGUUGAGAUCCCAGCGUCAGCUUCUAUUACGGAAACCAACGCAGCAAUAUCAGAAGCUUUGUCUGAACUGCCAACAGGUGAAAGAACUGAAGGUGGUUCGAUAUCCCUAGGUGGGGCUUUGCCUUGCGAGAAUCAUGAAAUAAAGAAGAUGCUAUGCCCUCUCUGUCGUGGUCAGAUAAACAAUUGGAUGGUCGUUGACUCGGCCCGUCGUUACAUGAAUGCUAAAUUAAGAAGCUGCUCUAGUGAGACAUGCGAGUUCACUGGAACAUAUACUGAUCUCCGUAAGCAUGCUAGGCAGGAGCAUCCACUUGUACGACCUACAGAAGCGGACCCUGAGAGGCAGCGUAGUUGGAGGAGGCUGGAAAGGCAGAGAGAUUUAGGAGAUCUGCUCAGUACAUUGCAGUCAUCUGUUGGAGAAGAGGGUAGUGAAAGUACCAGUUUAACCUUCGACGAAGGUGGUUUGUUGACUGUUUUUCUCUUUGUUCGGAUUCUCCAACCUAGAAGUAGUUCUCGAAGUAGUAGCUGGUCAGGCUCUUCAAGAACCCGGGCUCAGGCAACUGGGAGGAGACGACCUUCAAGGAGACUUUGGGGCGAGACUUAUGAUGGGGAAAUUGAUUCUAGAGAUGAUGAUAAUGAACACUCUGAUGGUGGGUCCGGUCCCUUGAGGCGCAGAAUGCGUCGACAACCAACACCAGAAAAUUAAUGCUGGCCUUGCAAACAUGUGUUUGCUUGCUAUCCUCUGGGAUGUUAUCGCUGUAGGCGGGGAAGGUGGAAGGAACCUCGUGUUCCAAGACUUGUGGUGCUGAGGCUGGGGAAUUGAUCGGGCAAUUGAUUCUUCGAUUUGAAGGGUUGGAAGAGUGGAAAUGGAGGAUUGUGUUUGGUUAGUUGUGUAACUUGUAUACAUGUGUUUCUUGAUGAAUCUCAUCUCAGCCUGUGUGUGCUGCAAAUGCUUUAUAAUCUAUUUAUGCUUUGUAUUGAUAAAGUUGGAAAGCAAUUGCUAGUUCUGCUUCUAGUCUUAUGAAUAAACCUAAUACUGCAAUUAAGAUAUUGUGUUCCAUUAUUUAGCUUU
Molecule: messenger RNA, 1718 nt
Organism: Lycium ferocissimum
Lineage: Eukaryota; Viridiplantae; Streptophyta; Magnoliopsida; Solanales; Solanaceae
Exons: 4
Coding region: 351-1352 (333 amino acids)
Source: RefSeq, a predicted model, not a curated record